This is a messenger RNA of Thecamonas trahens ATCC 50062, 2235 nucleotides long. RefSeq names its product ring PHD family protein. Gene Ontology annotation, molecular function: metal ion binding. The transcript is spliced from 2 exons. The record is from RefSeq and is a predicted model, not a curated record. Bases 1 to 1995 code for a protein of 664 amino acids. Lineage: Eukaryota; Apusomonadida; Apusomonadidae.
AUGCGCAAGACGUGGAGUUCGAGCUCUUCGUCGGGGCAGGCUUCGUCUUCUUCCUCGCAGGGAUCGUCACCGCGAGCGCCGCCGCCGCUCACUGCGUCCCCGCGGCUGCUGGUCCGCAAGUCGCGGCGACCACCAGGUCAUCCUAGCUCACAGUCGAGGUCUGGGCGGAAGAAGGACAAGGUCGAGGAUAAGGGCGACGAUGGAGUAGCGUGCGUUAUUUGCCUCGCUGACCAAACCACAGACACUGGCGUCCUCGGAUGCGGCCACUCGUUCUGCGCGCUGUGCAUCCGGGCGUGGGCGAGCGCGGCGAACGUGUGCCCGCUGUGCAAGGCAGCGUUCAAUGUCAUUUCCAUCUGCGAUGCCAAUGGCCGGGAGCAAGAGCAAGUCCAUGUGGCGGAUGUGGCACUGCGGCUGGAGGAUGUGCCGCCUCCUGAUGAGCUCGAGCUUGUCUUCUGUCUCCGAUGCGGCUCGUCGGACGACGAGCACAUCCUGCUCCUGUGUGAUGCCUGCGAUGCUGCCUGCCAUACACGGUGCUGCGAGCCUCCGCUGCCGUUCAUUCCGCACGGUGCAUGGUACUGCGAGAUAUGCGUGGCUGGCGCGCAAGCGACACGCGGGCCUGGGCAGCGGCGGCAGCAGCAGCGGCGGCGGGCGCUGCGCGACUCGUUUGCGUCGCUUGGAGCAGAAGAGGUUGCGGCGGAUGUGACUGAGGACGAGCUAAUUAUCCGGCACGACGACGACCACCUCUAUGAACUGGACGACUGCGGCGAGGACAUCUCGUCGCCCGUCCGCUUCCGGCCGUCUGCGGGGCUCGACUCGUACGUCGCUGACGACGACGAUCGUGCAUUUGUGGUCGUCUCGGAGGACGACGAGUCGGACUUUGAGUCUGCGUCGCCGCCACGCGGGCGGGCGCAGCGAAUGGCGCAAGCGGCGCGGGGGGCGCUGGCAGCGCAGCAGGCGGCUGCGUCGGCGAUGCCGGCAGUCGGCACCAAGCGGCGCAGGAUUGUGGACGAGUCGGACGAGUCGUCAGACGACGACGAUGACGAUGGCAAGGAGCUGCGGCUGACUGCAGCGCGACCCACCAAGCGAGCCCGUGUUCUGAUAUCCAUCUCGUCCGAUGACGACGACGGCGCUGGGUCGUCGAGCCUCUCGACUGUUCCAGACACUCAGUCGCCUGAGAUGGCGGCGCCACGCGGAGCUGCAGGCGAGCGUGUGCUGGAGACUCCGACGAAUCUACUGUCGGGCCGGAGUCGGCGCUCGCUGUCGCGGUCGCCGGGUCAGGCGCAGCGAAAGGUGGUGAGUGAGACGCCGCUGCGCGAAUCGCCGCCGAGCCGGCGUGCGCGACGGCACGUUCCGCCGCGGCCGCAGCUUCAGCCGGAGUUGCGCGAGGAAGUUCGCGAGGACAUUCUGCGGUACCACCAGACGCCACCGCGGCAGGCAUCAGAGGACGAGAUCCGCAAUCGGAUCUUGGGUGGUGGAGCGACGGGCGGGCGCGGGCGGACGCUGCUCUCGCGCAACCUGCAGGGCCUGCUGCGACAUGUGCAAGUCCACUCGCGGCACUUUGUCAACUCGCAGCCGGCAGUGCCGACGGCGGUGUCGAGCGGCACGACCCAGACGCUGCAGAUUGUGCGACGUAUGAUCGAUAUCAUGAGCUCCAGCAGCUCUUCGGAUGACGACGCGGACGCGGGCACAGCCAAGUCGGAGAAGGUCACGGCGGCGGUGGCAGACGAGACCAGGACCAAGGGUAGGAGCAUUGAUAAGGGCAAGGACAAGGGCAAGGGCAAGGGCAAGGGCAAAGGCAAGAGUAAGGGCAAGGGUAAGCGUAAGGCCAAGGGUAAGGGAAAGGGCAAGGGCAAGUCGAGAUCCAAGCACGCCCGACAUGCUCUGGCGAGGCCGAUGCCGCCGGGGUCUUGGCGGCAUCAGGCCAAGGCGAGCAUGGAGGCGAGCGUGUGCGAGGGCUCUCAGUACGUGUCGGCAUCGAUCGAGUCACACGAGUAGAGUAUUGGUGUUACUACGAGAACAGCUAUGUCUCUGCGGCGCCGCCAGAGCAAAUGGCGUGAAUGAGGGCUGGCAUGUUGGAGUCGGCAAGAGCCUUGCGGCAGGCGGCGAUGACACGCUUUGCGGGCUCGCCGCGGCGGAGCCUUGCGGCACGCUGGAUCAUGCGGUGGACGUCGCGGAGCUUUUCGAGAAGGGCGCUGUGGUUGUUCUUGCGCUUGGUAAACUCUGUAAGGAGGUCGC